Suillus fuscotomentosus is the source of this 1668-nucleotide messenger RNA. RefSeq names its product P-loop containing nucleoside triphosphate hydrolase protein. Gene Ontology annotation, molecular function: RNA helicase activity; ATP binding; nucleic acid binding. Lineage: Eukaryota; Fungi; Basidiomycota; Agaricomycetes; Boletales; Suillaceae. Bases 1 to 1668 code for a protein of 555 amino acids. Gene Ontology annotation, cellular component: nucleolus. The transcript is spliced from 6 exons. The record is from RefSeq and is a predicted model, not a curated record. Gene Ontology annotation, biological process: maturation of LSU-rRNA from tricistronic rRNA transcript (SSU-rRNA, 5.8S rRNA, LSU-rRNA).
AUGGUAGGGGACUCUACCGCACCAUCUGCGGAUCCUCAGCAAGAUGUCUCUAGCCGCGAACCGUUCUCAUCACUUGAGCUCUCAGAGCCAACAAACAAAGCCCUCGCAGAUAUGGGCUUUACCACAAUGACUCCCGUACAAGCCAAAGCUAUACCCCCACUCCUCGCAGGAAAAGAUGUUUUAGGUGCUGCUCGUACAGGAUCAGGAAAGACACUCGCAUUUCUCAUACCUGCGGUUGAGCUCCUGCAUCGGAUGAAGUUCAAACCUAGAAAUGGUACUGGAAUUAUCAUCGUUUCUCCCACACGAGAACUGGCGCUGCAAAUUUUCGGGGUUGCAAAAGAUCUCAUGGCACAUCAUUCGCAGACCUUUGGUAUUGUUAUCGGUGGUGCAAAUAGGAGGGCCGAGGCGGAGAAGUUGGAGAAAGGUGUUAAUUUGAUUGUUGCAACCCCUGGUCGGCUGUUGGAUCACCUCGAGAAUACAAAAGGGUUCGUUUUCCGAAAUCUUAAAGCCUUGGUGAUAGACGAGGCGGAUCGAAUAUUGGAGAUCGGUUUCGAAGAGGAAAUGAAGAAGAUAAUAAAAAUUCUUCCAAAUGGCCGACAGUCCAUGCUCUUCUCGGCCACUCAGACCACAAAAGUCCAAGACCUUGCACGAAUAUCUCUUCGUCCUGGGCCUCUGCACGUCGAUGUCGACAAAGAAGAGGCAACAAGCACUGUCUCAACACUUUCACAAGGAUAUGUUGUUUGUCCCUCUGACCGCCGCUUCCUCCUUCUCUUUACUUUCCUCAAAAAGAACCUGAAGAAGAAAGUCAUUGUGUUCUUCUCGAGUUGCAAUUCCGUCAAAUAUCACGGCGAGCUGCUAAAUUACAUUGAUGUGCCUGUGCUCGAUUUACAUGGCAAGCAAAAACAACAAAAACGGACAAACACAUUCUUCGAGUUCAUAAAUGCUGAGUCUGGAAUUUUACUAUGCACGGACGUCGCAGCCCGCGGCCUCGAUAUUCCACGGGUAGACUGGAUCGUCCAGUUUGAUCCCCCAGACGACCCACGGGACUACAUUCACCGUGUGGGCCGAACUGCGCGUGCUGGCAAGGUUGGGAAGAGCUUGAUGUUCCUGCUAGAGAGUGAACUUGGUUUCCUGCGGUACCUCAAGGAAGCAAAGGUUCCGCUGAAUGAAUUUACAUUCCCCGCGGACCGGGUUGCGAAUGUACAGAGUCAGCUGGAGAAACUUUUGCAAAACAACUACUUUUUGCACCAAUCGGCAAGGGACGGUUUCCGGUCGUAUCUGCAAGCAUAUGCAUCGUAUUCACUGAAGAAGAUAUUUGACAUUAAUGCACUGGACCUUGCAAAAGUGGGGAAAGCGUUCGGGUUCGCUGUUCCCCCACGCGUAAAUGUCAAUAUUGGUGGGGGGAAACCUACUGCUACUGGUAAAAAGCGGCAGAGAAAUGAGGUGGAUGCGGAUGACGAGGAGUGGGAGGACAUGCCAUUGGGUGGUGGUGCAGAAAGCGCAGAUGAGGUCAUGGAAGAGGCGGAAUCCCAGCGGAACAAGGCGCGGAGAAAGGGAAAAGAAUGGCGGGUGGAGACUUUAGGCAAGAAAGCAGUCGAAAAGGAGAUGUAUCGGAAAGGAAAGGAACGGAAGAGAGCAAAAGCGUCUGGACAACAGUGGAGCGGGUGA